AUGGCUGAUGUUACACAACCUGAAAUCGCCACAGCGUACCAGAAUGUGAGAGAAAACAAGUCGGAUAUAAAUUGGCUUGUCCUCAAGUACGAGUCGGCGCGUUCAGACAAACUUAAGCUCGAAGCAACGGGCACCGGAGGCCUCGCAGAACUCCGCGAAAGUGGACAGCUGGGAGAUUCUGAAGUGGUGUAUGCUUAUGUUCGGGUGUCUUACGCGAAUGACAAAGAGAGUAAAAGAGAAAAAUUCAUCCUGAUUUCGUGGAUUGGCGCCAGUGCUGGAGUCAUGCGUAAAGCCAAGGUCUCGGUUCAUCUGGCGGACGUUAAAAAGACACUUGCAGUGUAUUCCAUAGAGGUUUCGGCCCGUGAAAUGGAGGACCUGAAGGAGGAGCCGAUUGUCAUUCGCUUGAGAAAGGCGGGAGGCGCGAGCUAUGAUGGUGUAUAA
Rhizoctonia solani is the source of this 441-nucleotide messenger RNA. RefSeq names its product cofilin/tropomyosin-type actin-binding protein. Bases 1 to 441 code for a protein of 146 amino acids. Gene Ontology annotation, cellular component: site of polarized growth; plasma membrane; cortical actin cytoskeleton. Lineage: Eukaryota; Fungi; Basidiomycota; Agaricomycetes; Cantharellales; Ceratobasidiaceae. Gene Ontology annotation, biological process: regulation of actin filament polymerization. The transcript has 5 exons. The record is from RefSeq and is a predicted model, not a curated record. Gene Ontology annotation, molecular function: actin filament binding.